This is a messenger RNA of Aspergillus campestris IBT 28561, 888 nucleotides long. RefSeq lists its product as uncharacterized. Gene Ontology annotation, molecular function: proton-transporting ATPase activity, rotational mechanism. The transcript is spliced from 4 exons. Gene Ontology annotation, biological process: vacuolar acidification; proton transmembrane transport. The coding region runs from base 481 to 708 and encodes 75 amino acids. NCBI's taxonomy places the organism in Eukaryota, Fungi, Ascomycota, Eurotiomycetes, Eurotiales, Aspergillaceae. Gene Ontology annotation, cellular component: vacuolar proton-transporting V-type ATPase, V0 domain. The record is from RefSeq and is a predicted model, not a curated record.
UUCAGAUAACAAGACCUAUAUCCACCCUCUCGGUAUCACCACCCUCCGCAUAUACACUGGAUUUUCAGCCGUCGACAGUUCGAGAUCAACGCCCCGCAUAAUCGCCGAGUCGUGCUCCUUCUAUCGUGCGACGCUGUCCACUCACUCGCCAAGUGGGAUUAAUCGAUUGACGGAACGGACGUUUAGCUCGGAUUAGCUAGGAUACGGGGUUGGAGAUAUACAUUUGAGGUUGGAAGGGAAGAAAGAGAAACAAAACGGGCAGACACGAGGCUGAGGCUGGUCCUACGUCUCAUUCUUUCGCAUACGUUUGGUGUUGGUCUGCUAGUUACUCCUGGCUAUCUAACGACCUAUUCGAUCUCGCGUCGUUCGAUUCAUCCGAUACGAUUCGAUUGUUGUUCGGCUUGAGGACGAAGACGAAGACAGACGACAGAUACGUUGGACAGUCACGUCAGAAGGAAGAAUCAAAUAUACGCAUACACAAUGGCCAACGGGUGGAGUCUCAUCGUCGGCCUAAUCCUCGUCGUCAUCGCGUCGGUGGUAGCAUGGUUCUUUAGUCCCAAGGGGGAUAACCAGACACUCUGGCGAAGCACCCUCAUUCUCUCGUUUGCGUCGUGUUAUCUGAUGUGGGCGAUCGUUUUCCUGGCGCAGUGGCAUCCGCUUAUCGUGCCUAAGAGGUCCGAUAUUAGGCCUGGUCGGGUGCCGCAGUGAUCUCUUUUUCUCAAUUAGGUAUUGGGUGUGGGGUGGUGAGAUGGGUUGGUGGUAUGUGUGAUACCUUGUGAUAUCUGUGGCCUACCUUGCAAUGAGUGGGUGAAGUAGUGACUUGCCUAGGCUUAGAUGUGGAGAAUCUGUAUAGCUACGCUUUUAUUUUCUAUUGAUAUUAUCUUUUUG